Molecule: messenger RNA, 4401 nt
Organism: Felis catus (domestic cat)
Lineage: Eukaryota; Metazoa; Chordata; Mammalia; Carnivora; Felidae
Product: acrosomal protein SP-10-like
Exons: 4
Coding region: 2282-2635 (117 amino acids)
Source: RefSeq, a predicted model, not a curated record
CAUAAUUACCUCCCAAAGGCCCAUCUCCAAAUAACUUCAGCUGCAGAGAGUUUCACAGUGUGAAGGGGCAUGGGCAGCAGGAUUCGAUCUGUACCAGACAGUGACCCCAGGGGAGGGAGAUCUGAGGAAAGGUCCACGGAAAGCUGCUGGAGAGGAAGUCUCUUGGAAUGCUUCUUUUUCCCAAGAUAAGGCAGAAGAGGCUGCUCUUGUCAGCUGGGAGACCAAAUCAGAGAGUCAAAGCCUGAUUUUUCAGGGCCUUCUGUGUUUCUCCCUUAGGAAGCAUUUCUGACCCAUCUGCUCCUAGUUAUCCAACCCCUUGCCCUCCCCAACCACUGGCACAUCCAACCAUACCUGGCACAUGGCACAAAGGGUCUUGACUAUGGCAGAGCAAGAGUAUGGAACAGACCAGCACUCCCUAAGUUGCCAGGCUGAGGAAGUCAUGGUGGUUGGGGGGCGGGUGUGGCUCUGUGAGGAGGGAGCUCGGAAAGAAAAGUUUGGGAGCUCUACUGGGGAUGGUGGAUGAGGGUGGCCCCACCCUGCUUGAGCUCCUUCACUAGAGUGCAUUUGGUUGGCUGAUGCAGAUCUGCUGUGACUGAUACUAGAUACUAUAGGAGACGCCAUUUCUACUGGCAUAAUCUGGGAACUGAUGAGGACCCCCUGGCCUGGGCCAGCUAUUUAUCCCUCUAUUCACAGUCUCCAUCUCCGCCUUGCCCUUUGGCCUGGGCUGGAAAAAUGGCUUCUCUGAGUGGGACGUCGGGGACAGGAAAGAGUAUGAGGUGGGGAGCAGGACACUGGGACCAGGCUUGCCCUUAGGCUGAGGCCUAGCAAGGCUGCAUGUGUGAGGGGGAAAAGAGUGGCUGUGGGGGUGGGUGUUUGCUUAUCUUGGGAAGUGCAGGGCUGUCUAGAGAAUAAAAGGACACAGGAAGAAGGUUGGGGGAGGGUCACAUUCAGUCUUCACCUCUUUCCCAGGCCCAGUUUUAUCUGGAUCUUGUAUGGCAGGAACACAAAGUUAACAAUGAUAAGACAAUAAGACUACAGGUAACACAUAAUAAUACUUAAAAGACAUCAUUGUAUUUAAUCCUGGCAAAAUCCUUGCAGAUAAUUGUUAUUGUCUUCAUUUGCCAUGUGGGACAACAGAUACUCUCAGAGAGAUUAAGUAACUUGGCCAGGGUUUCAGACCAGUAAGAGCUGGAGUCAGGAUCUGGACCCAGGCCCAGUGAUAACAGAGCUUGUGCCCUUAGCUACCCGCUCCACUCUGGUCUAGCCUGAACUCACCGGCAGGGGUCUGAUAGGGAUUGGGGAGAGUUGGAAACCUGGGGAAUUCUGUAGGAGGAGAGGCUGAAAGUCCCCAGUCAGGGAACUUGGAGGGGCGGUGGGGAAGGUUGGGCCUGAUGACCUCUAAGGUCCUUGCCAGCUCUCAGAUGCUUGGGUCCAUCAUAACCUUCUCUGCACAUUGCAACCAGAAAUCUAGUCUAGCUCAUGACUUCCCCAGCCUUCUCUUUUCUUAAGUAGUCUAGAAAAUUCACAGCUUGGCAUUGAAGACCCAGCAUCAUCUGGUCCUACUAGACCAUCUAAAUGUUUCUUCUACCAUCAUCUGAGGCAGAGACAUGGAAGCUGGGGUUCAGGACACUUGAUUGUGGGCAAGAGUGGAGGAAGUGAGACCACUUAGGAGUCUGGAGUGGAGGUGGUGACCAUCUGUCUAGGGACAGUGACUGUGGGCUCAGAUAUGAAAGACUGAGUUUGGACUGAGGGGAAUAUAUGAGGAAAACACAUAUAAGACUGCGAUAGAUGGGGUGUUAGGGAGGAAAAAUAGAGGACCUACCUUUUUAUGCCUGGAAUAAAGUUAAAUAGAAAAAAACUGAACUAAUAAAAAUCUUAGGACUGAGGUGGGAGAAAAUGUCAGACCCUUUUCUAAGUAUGUUACAUGAAACUCUCGCAGCGAUUUCAUUGCACUCUCUUGCUGAUAUCUCUAAGGAAGGCUAAAUACCUUUUAAGAGAAGGUGGCAGAAAGGAAAUGGGAAUUCAGGAGGUGAAGUUUUCAUGGGGGGAGAUGUUGAUGAAUCAAUAUUUGGAAAUGAUUGGCGAAGGAGAAAUUCUGUAAACAUGUGAACUUCUCUCUAAGGCCUGUGACUCUUUAUGUUCAUCUCCCCAGAAGGCUGAUGUGACAUCACGGCAGCCAAGAGGCGAGCGGGUUCCAAGAAGGAGGCAGUGGUCCACAAGGGCAGAUGCCACUGAGGGGUCCAGACAUGUGGAUAGAGAGGUCACCAUUGGAUUUGGCCACAUGGCAUCAUUGUUUGGUCUGGACGGUGGCAGCAGGUUCCCAGCGUGGAACAGGAACGAGAGGGGAGCUCCAGCCACAGUAUGCAUGGUCUGCAGUGUUUUUAAGAAGGGCAGAUGUAAGGCAGGCAAAGGCAACUGCACGGCGGAGCAAGGCCCAGGAUGCAGGACCAGGGAUAUAUUCUAUUUCAAUAUCAGAGAUGGAUGGGGCUACAAUCACACUCAACUGGACUGCUACGAUGACUGUAAGUCCUGGAAGCUGAUUCGCGGGAACCUGAAGGUUUCGAGCUUUUGCUGUGAAGGUCAAGAUUUCUGCAAUAAAUAUAAAGGGCGGUCGCAGAAGUGGAAGCCUCGCUAACUGUUCUGCCUUUGUCGGUAUAGGUGUCCGUUCCCCCUUCCCCAUCCUUGGCCUCUCUGGUCCUCUCUCCCUCCGCACGUGCUCCUGAGGAGUGCAAAGCAUCCUCCUGUCUCUGCCCGGUUUCUCUCUUCACUCCUCUCCUGCCCACUGGUCCUGCACCCCAACACCAGGCAGGGUGGGUUCACCCUUGCGCCAUUUCACUUGUGAAUCACCCGCUCUCCUCACCUCGCAUCUCCUCCUCCCGCACAAUCACUGUGCUUCUCUGUCUGACCCGCUGCCUGGUUUCUAAUCCCACAACUCAGGAGCGACUGCCAGGUGCCCAGACAGGUGAUGGGCUCCAUUUUGCACAUCAGGAGUUGGAGGGGUCCGUGGAAAGCUCAGGAAAAUGUGUCCAACUGGCAGAUUGACAGAGAAGCCUCAAAGUGCACGAAGGUGCCAAGGCCCGAGGCAGAUGGGAUCACCAGCUUUAGGUGUUAUGCACAUUCUCUCAAACUACUGAUGGCUCAAGUUCAGAGACUCCCAGAGGUUGUCCAGGGAGGCGAGUGGGGGUGGGGCUGGGUGAAUCACAGCCAUGGGAGACCAUGGGAGAGAAAGUGGGGGAAGGCCACAGAGGCAGGUGGGGAACCAGGACAGAGGGGCGGUGCUAUCUGUUUUCUGUGACAACUUGCAGGUCACUGGCAGAGCAGGUUGAAUGGAGAAGUGGCACAGAGGCCACAUUACGGAGGGUUGAGGAAUGAAGGGACCAUGACAGGAGGACAUAGGGGGUAUCAGCCACUCUUCCAAGGAGCUUGGAAGCAACUGAGAGAGUGGAAUAGUACUUUUUUUUAAUUAAAAAAAAGUUUUUUAAAGGUUAUUUAUUUUGAGAGAGAGAGAGAGAGCAGGGGAAGGGCAGGGAGAGAGAGAGAAUCCCAGGCAGGCCCCACACUGCCAGCCCGGGAGCCCGAGAUGGGGGCUUGAACCUAGGAACCUUGGAGAUCAUGACCUGAGCUGAAAUCAAGAGUCAGAUGUUUGCCCACUGAGCCACACAGGUGCCCUGGAAUCAUAUCUUUUAUAAAACAGUGAAUCUCGUAUGUUUUUAGGCAAAGAAAGAUUUCUAUCUUCUCUAGUGUAAAAUGCCUCUGCUGCUAUUAUUAUAGGAAUAUUUGUCACCAUCUCAUUAGCUUUUCAGAGUAUAUUUUAAAACUUCUAUCACCACUUUUAUAUGUAUUUUUCCCACUCUUUUGCCCUCUCUUUUUCCCUUUAUAUUACACUUCCUCUGUCUUUAUCUCCUGCCUUCAUCCUCUUUCCCUUACCAACCAUGAUGCAAAAAUGGAGAAUAUUAUCUUGUUCAAGUCCGUAUUUAACAUAAACUUACAAUUUUCAUUCAUAAAUUAAAACAAAGAGGAACGUUUUGUUUCUCUUGUAGACACUAAUCAAAACAAAUUCAUUUUGUGUGAUUUUUACUUAGCUGAGAUUUUUUUGCACUCAGAAGAAUAUCGUUUCAAUAUCUACUUUUAUUUUCAGAAUGUCGAAUGUAAAUAUUUUUGAUGGAUUUUUUUUCCCCCUCAGAUUGAGGUGAGAUAGGAGUUAGAAGGUAUGGCUAGUUGGAUUAGCUAUUGUGGGACACAUCCUUAUCCCUAAACUCGAAAGCAUCAGGAACAACCCCAUGAGCAUCCACAGUAAUAAAACCCAACUCAAGUAUUCCAAUCUACAUUAUGCUUAUCUAGUUGGGUCCAAGUGUACUAACGAGAGCCAUGGAUGGGUCAGGGUGAGAGAGGCUGGACCAG